AUGGACAUGAACGUGAAUAUGAAGGGAGUACGGCUAGGGGUCGCGCUGAGGCUGCCUCACAGCGGUUGUCUGAGACUGCCCCAGGUGGAAGUUAACGGCCAGGAGACCAAUGGCCGCAGAUUCCGUGUCGAGAAUGGCGAUUCCCUCGGAGAAAAGGAAGAGAUAUUCGGAUCACCGAGCACACCAGUCUUGGAGAACCCGGAGUAUCAGACUCGGUGGUACUUCAAAUAUUUCCUCGGUAAACUUCACCAGAACUACGUGGGAGUGGACAGCGAUAAGGUGCCGUUCUUUUUGUCCGUGGUGCUGACAGAUGCCAACAAUCAGUGUGUUCCUCAGUACCGCGCCAUCCUAUGGAGGAAAACGGGAGCGCAGAAAAUUUCUAUAUCAUAUUCUCCAAACAAGCCAAUGACUGUGAAACAGAUAUUAAGUAAUUUUCCAAACAUGGAAAAACUAGAAAGGGGACCAAAAGAAAUCUUUACUCCAGACAUUCAGAAGGAUCUCCUUCUACUAGAAGAACAAGAAGGAUCUGUAAAUUUUAAAUUUGGCGUUCUCUACACAAGACCUGCUCAAGUUAGUGACGAUGAAAUGUUUAGUAAUGAAAUCGGCAGUGAGGAAUUCGACAGGUUUACAAGUUUACUGGGGGAGAAGGUUCGAUUAAAGGGAUGGGACAAAUACAGAGGUGGACUUGACGUUAAAGGUGAUAUGACGGGGAGGCACUCGGUGUACACAAUAUACGAAGGACAUGAGAUCAUGUUUCACGUCUCAACUCUUCUCCCGUAUUCGAAAGAUAAUCGUCAACAGGUGGAGCGCAAGCGACACAUAGGAAAUGACAUCGUGAACAUUGUGUACGUUGAUGGAGGACCUUCUCAAAUGUCUCACUUCAACCCAUCAUUCAUCAAGUCUCAGUUUACUCAUGUGUUUGCUGUGGUGAGUUACUCACCAGAAGACCACAGCUACAGGCUCAACGUGUUCUCGGAGGAGUCAGUACCACUGUUCGGGCCGUCCCUCCCGUGUCCCCCGGUCUUCAAAGUUUCUGAAGAGUUUAGAGAGUUUCUAAUAGUUAAACUGAUAAAUGGCGAAAAGGCUGCUUUCAAUACUCCUACGUUUGCUCAGAAGCGCGAACGCACUUUAGACAUGCUCAUCAAGGACCUGUGCUCUGAACACAUGGGCGAUACGAGUAAAAGCGUCAGUCAUAUGCCCAUGUUGAACCGGAGGACUUUCAGCGACGUGCUGGCGGACCCGCCAAGGGGCUCGCGGCGGAGAGAGGAAGCUCGACAGGUAGAGUUCGUGAGGAUCGGCCAGGCACUGAAGUUGGACACUAUUGUAAAGGGUGAUGCUCCCACCAGUCUGGCCACUACCGGACUGUUCAAGCGCGCUCCCUGGGAGCCGCAGUGCUUCUACCCAGACUUCAACCAUGAGAUCAGCUGUGGCGACUCCUGGGGCGAUUCCAAGCUCAUAGUUGCCACAGACCUCGGAGUCUAUCUAGUGGAGGAUGGAGCAUCUCACAAGCAGAUAUUUGACAAGAGCAUUUCCGUGAAGCAGCUAAGCGUUGUGGAGGCUCACGGCAUAUUGCUCUUCCGAGCUGACAAAGGGCGAGACAGCAAGAUGCACGUGUUCCGUCUCUCAGACUUUGAAGGAGAUAUGGAGGCAGGAACUCGAGGGAGGGCAGACUUGAAGGAACAUCGCUUAGAGAAGACUAAAGGAUGUACAAUGUAUGCCAUCAGCAGACCUGGGGGCUCUCACCUGAGGAUGGUUGUAAGCCUGGGCCGCAAGUUAUUGCUGAUGCAGUGGCGCCACUCUGCAGCAUGGACCGCUUGGUGUCCUGCAAGUGACACAGACACAGUCGAAGGCUUCCAGUAUCUUCGGGAGUUUCAAGUGAGUGAGCAGCCCACACUGAUGACCCUAGUGGACUCAUCCCUAGCAGGCACAGGAACAGGGGACAAUAUGAUCUGUGUCGGUUAUCGCAACCAGUACGAUGUGGUCAACGAACGCUUAGGUGACUGUACUCAUCUCUUCACAGUCCAGGAUUCCACCAAGGGCCACCUGGUCGCUGCCAUCGAUCUGUAUGAGGACGAGGAACCUGAACUCCUUUUGUGUUACAACAAUACUUGUCACUUCCAGAAACUCGCUGUGACUUCUCCAAGUAGCACAGAGUUUGACUUUCACUGGAACUCUAUUCCUUCGCGUAUUGUGUGUGCCUUCCCCUACAUUCUUGCCUUCACAUCAGAUUCAAUGGAAAUUCGACUAAUUAUCAAUGGAAACCUUGUGCAACACACAACCAUGCCUAGGCUCACCCUUAUUUGUUCUAAGAAUGACAUCUUCUUUGCUACUACAGCUCCUGAGUUUUUCCAGACCAGAGCAGAACGCCUGCAUGUGGACCAUAGGAUUGACAGAGACCCCAGUAUUUCACCUCCCUCAUCACCACAUUUGUCGCCAGAGUCUCGGCCCUUCCGUCUAUACCGAAUCUCACUGACAGCGCUGAGUGGUUUGAUCGCACCAUGUGACCGUCGCUGCCCCACCCCCUCACCUGAACCCUCCGUGGGCACCCCUGACAGUGCUGCAGAGAAACCCAAACCCUACCUGCUGACUGCAGAGCCUGCUAGAGGCCUGAGCCGCAGUUGCUCCUCCUCCCCCACUCCACAGCCCUCCACCAACUGACUUCCACACUCUCUCUACCGCACGUCUUUCUUCCAUGGUUGUGUCGUCACACGUACAAACUUGUACUAUCAAUUACUAAGUGUUCAUCUGUCAGUUCUACAAGUUGUAGCUACUUGAACUCGUGUAAAUAUGAUUAUGUAUAAGCCUUGAUAAACCACUGUUAGCUAAACGGUAUCACAUUUUGUUACACACUUUAUAAAUGUAAAAUAACUAUAUUUUCAAGUAAAAUUCUUCUUACUUGCUACAUUAAUCAAGAGAAUUAUUUUAGCUUUUCUCCUUUGUAAAAACAUAAAUAAAAACUUCUAGUAUUACAUCAUUAUUAAUCUAAUAUAGUUUAUAUUUGGAAUAUUUUACACCUAUCAAACACUAAUUUAUUCCUCAUUCUUUAUUUAAUAUGAAUAAAAUCUUUGUAAAAUAUGUAUUUUCAAUAACAAUAUAAAGUAGAAAAUAACUGUGGUUUGAUACAUGAUAUUGUAAAGACUAAAAAUGGUACCCCAUUAUAAGACGUAAUAUUAUUGUGAAACAGCAGUUAAUUUAAUUUGAAUACAAAGUUAUAAAAGUUCUGUAAAAUUAUAUGGAGUUGAACAAAUUAACAUUAAACCUCACAAUUGAGGCACUAUAAUCUGGUUUGUCCUACUAUGUGAUAUGGUAAAAAAAUAAAAAAAUCCUUUUCCUUUCCAUCACUUUAAUGAAAUUCUAAAUACUUAUGUUAAUUAAGAUAAGAUCACCCCAAUUUAUAUUGAAGAUAAGAAAAAUCACUAAUAUUCCAGAGAUCUUCCUACUGAGCAGGAUAGAAUAAGAAUUCAUUCAAUGUAUGCCACAAAGGUAUUGAUGAGUUGAUAUCCAUAAGCUUAUAACAACAGUAUUGUUAGUAUUGAAUUCUACACCAGUAGUUUAAAAGUCUUAAAUUGAAUAUUACUUGUUUGUACGUAUAUUACAUUUAAAGAUAAAAUAAACAGGAUGUAGGUCUAAUCAUUUCCACUUUUAUAAUUAUAUAAGUAUGGAAAUACAAAACAUUUGAUAAAAUAAUAUAACAAUAUAACCUUUAUUAAAUCCAUACAUACCUAGGAACUAACAUGAAUGUGGUAACAUUUUUGAAUUAUAUUACCAAGAAAUCAGAGAUGAAGUUAGUGCUAUUAGUGGGCACAUAUAAACUAUAAUGAAAUUAUACAAUAAUAUUGUUUAUAUAUAGGAACAUAUUUUCUGAGAGAGAAAGCAUUUGCUACUGUGGCCAUAGUCCACAACACUAAAACUUUAUAAAAAUGUUUUCACGCACAAGAUUGUAUGUCCUAUUUAAUUUUCCCAAAAUCUUUCAAAAUUAAAUUAAUUAUGUAAAUAUGUAGUUUCCAAACUAUAAUCCAGCAGUUAGAUAUACCGUUACUGUAACUACCACAAAUUAAUGAGUAUUUUGAAGGAAUGAUCAAGUUUUUUACUUUUGCUCCAUAUUAAUAAACCGUCCAUAAUAUCUUUGUUACUGUAUUUUGCAGUUUAUGGUCUAAAAUAUUAUUAGUGUGGAGUAACAGAUAGUCGGAGAAGAAAAAGCUUAGAAAUUUAAUAAAUUGAGGACAGGUAAAUGAAUAUUGUUAAGGGUAGUUAAUAGACUAAGAUAAUUAAUAGUAAACAGUUUAUACAUUUUAUUAGAAUAGAAAACAUCAAACGUGCCAAACGAUUAAUUAAUAAUGUGUAAUGAUAAAUUCUAAAUGAAAGCUUUUACUUUAAUUAGAUAUUUUUAUGAUUCUUACUAGGCUAUAUAUUUCAAACAUGAAUCCAGGACUGUGUUAUUUCUGAUUAAAAGUCAAUUUUAAUAUUCUGAUUUUUUACAGCAUACAUGUAACAAACAGUACAACUUGAUCCCAUAACCAAAGAUAGAUGAGUAUCUAAACAAACUUGAAUUAACUAAAAAGUAAGACUGUAAGUGAAAGUAAAACAGGGAGCAAUGGUGUACAUUAUCUGAUUCAUCAAUUAACAAGACAGACCGUAUCUUUAAUCAACUUUAAGUCAGGCCACAGCUGUAUCUAUUACUGAAAGUCAGUACAAGCCGAAUCUUCAAUUGUUGAACCUCAUUUUCAUCACCAUUUAGUAAAUCUAUGUUUGGGAAGUAAAAAUAAUCAGGUAAUCAAACCAAUAGUACUAUAAAGAAAAUUACAGUUUAUUUCAAAUUAAUUGUCUACAAUAUUAAAAUUAUGAAUAGACAUUAUUCAUACCCAUUUAAGUAUUGCUGUCGAUUUUUGGUUGUGUUAAAUCUUUUACAAUUUCAAUUCAAAUUUCAGAUACUUUCUCUUAAGAGAGGAAGACUCAUUUUUGUAGGCAUAAUAAAAAAUUUGUAUAUCUAUUUUCAGCUGUAUUUCUUUAGUCUGUUUACUAAAUUACCCAAAAAGACCACUUUAAAUUGUUAUAAUUACUUGUGUAGUAACCACACAAAUGUUUUCAAUUUUUCAUGUUCAUGGAAGGUAUUUUACAAAGAUGACUACUCUUCACUCAUUAAGAACUGUCUUCGAUUGUUAUCGUUAAAUAAGAUUGUGGUUUGGUUAUAGUGUUAUCUCUGGUCACAUUUUAUUAGCACCAAAUGACUCUACUCUUCAGUCAUUGUCGUAUAGACUAUGUUCUAGUUCAGGUUAAGAACAAUGUCUUUGGUGUUAUUGUCAAGGAAGAUUGUGAGAGUGUUGCCCAAUAUCUUCAGUUUGCACAAUUUAUUUUAGUCCUGUAUAUGUACUGUAUUCACACUGUUUUGUUACACUCUAUUUUGUCUACUACGUAGUCUGAUUUUCAACCAUGGGGCUUCACAUAUUUACGUAUUGGUUGUUAUUAUUGACCGCUAUUUGAUUACUUUUGGUGAUUAGUUUCUAAUGGCAAUACUCGGAUCAUAAAUUUCAUAGUAGAGUAGUUAUUGUUUGUAAUGAAAGUGCCCAUUACGCAACCCACCUUAACUUUCUAGUCCUGUCAUGUUUCCUUUUCAGUUGGAAAACAUGCUUCUCUGCACAAACAAAAAAAUUAGUGCAGCAAAAUUGACUUUUACUGACAGAAAUAAUUUAUCCAAAUAAUGUACUGUCUUCUAAUGUUAAUAAUAAUUUAUAUUUUUAAUACAAUUAACCAAUUAGUUAGAGAUAAACCAAAGAUUUAUUAUUAACCAAGUGGGAUCAUACUGUACAGUUCACUAUAUUUCAAACAGCACAUGCAAGGAUUUCAUUAAAACUUUGAAAAAAGUUAACAUGUAAAUAUACCUUUAAGUUGUAAUCACUAAGUAUAGAAAAAAUUUCAAAACCAAUGUAUACAAAAAAUAUUGCAGUAGUUACUUGAAUUGCUUUGUUAUUACAUUUAUUGCUUAUUUUAUUGUAGUUAUUAUUAAAACUUGAAUUAAAUUUGCUAUGGCAUGAAACAAAUCCAACCUUUAAUUUUUUUAUAGUUUUAGUUUCUUAGAUUUUAAGCACAAUGUAUGUUGAACUUGAGCAACUUUAAUGGCCUAUCUUUGUAAUAUAAUUGGAAACUAAUGAAUUACAUAUUUUUAUCUACUUCUACAUAACUGUAUAUUAUUGGUGUUACUGUGUAAUUUUGCAAUCUUCAUUACGUCUCAAAUGAAUAUUUAUUGUUAUUGUACACAUAUGUUUGCUGGUUAAAGCUUUAAUGUUGUCUAUUAAUAUUUCUAUAAGUCUGUUUCAAAUAUUGUCCAUAGACUACUAAAUGUAUUGCUAUAUCAAUGUUGAGUUGUUGUUUUGCUUCAGAGUAUAAAGAUAAAGGGUGGACAUUCAAGAACUUACUUGCUUUGCAAUAAUAAACUGUAAUUUAUUAUAAGCAAGUGAGUUGUGUCAGUGUGUGCUAUUUUAUAACGAUAGUACUUUCGUAUUUUAAGAUAUAAGUUUUUCUACUUUCAGUUACCAGUAUCAGUGAUAUGUUUUAUCUAUUUAUAGUAUUACAAGUAUUAACUAGUUAGUCAAAUACAGUGUGCUACAAUAUGGGUGAGAAGUUUUACCGAAUAAACAUGCAAUCUAACUACAAGGUGCUGCUUUGUGUUUUGUAUAAGAUAAAUUUAAACAGAUAACUUUUUUAUAUCAAACAUAAGGAAAAUAGUACUUAAUGGAUAUAAUCUUAAAGGUCACAAUCAUGUAAAUAUAAUACAAAAUAGCAUACAUUUUCUCCACAAGUAUGCAGAAUUUAAAAAACAAUUUGCUUGUGCUAUUAGAGAAAAAAAACAAACUUUCACAAUAUAAUUCUUCAAAAAUGUCAAAAAUCACUUUAUUUUGAAAACGUUUGUAAUUAUUUCUUGAAUUGUCUAAACAAGGAAUAAAAUUCUCUAUUUUUUUAGUUAACAUGUUUUCUUAUGCAUUAUGUAUUAGUUAUUAUUAUUAAUAUUAAUACUAUUCAGAGAAAUACAAGAUAAAACUGAUGAUGCCAUGUGGAGUGAAAUAUACAAUAACACUACUAAGGAAAUGGAAAUUUUAUCCUAGAUAAUAUACUCGUAUAUUAUGCAUAGAGAAAGAAAACUAUAGGACAGUAUGUGACAUUUUCUAGACUUCAGCGGAAUAAGUAAAUUUCAUUGAAUACAAGUUGGCCAACACGUUAUGACAAGAAAUAGUAGUGGUUUAAACCAUUUAAGUAUUGUAAUAACUUGCGUUGUCUUAGAUUACACUGCACGUCUUCCCUAUAUAUUGGCUGAGUGUCAGUGAAGCUUGGCAGGCAAAAUGCAAUUAUUGCUGUCUGCUGCCUUCAGAGCUGUAAAUUUACUCAGUUUUAAUCCUUAAAAAAUUAAAGAAUCUCAAAAACUAACCAUAAUGAAUUACAUAUGCAACUGUUAAUGGCUUAACUCUAGAAGUGGCAACCAUUGAAUUUCUCAAUGGUCAAUUGAGUGUUUUUAUGUUGGGGUUAUAGUUUUAAUGUAACAGAUUUUCGAAAUCAUGUCUUUAUGUGGAUAAUUACAAACAAACAAAAGUUUUAAUAGUCAGAAAACCAACAAAUCUUAUUUUAUAAUAUGUAUGUAUGACCUAAAACUUAAUUUAGUAAUAUUAUUUAUAUCAAACAAGCCUAUAUAACCUGUAAUAUGGUUUGAUUACCUUUGUAAUCAUCGGUCACCAGUCAUCAUGACAAAGCUGUUAUAAAAGCUCCAUUUUGUAGAUUGUUGAAUCACCCGAUACACAGACAACAUAUGUACAUACAUACUGUAAUUCUUGAUUUCAAAUCUUGGGUUAUACUGUUAAACAAACACUGCAUAAGCACCAUUACAGUUAGAGUGUGAAAAAUUUGAAAAUAUACAUCUAGAAAAUAUUCAAGAAACUCGUCAAAGUUUCAAUCCAACAUCAAGGAUUAAAUUAAAGAUAAAUACACUAGAUGUAAUCAAUUUUAAAAACUUUUAUUUAAUUAUAUGAUUAACUAAGUAUGGAAGAAGAUGUGAUAACUAAGUUAGCUAUUUCUUCUAUUUCUAUGGAUAAGGGCCCUAUUAAAAGAAUUUCCUCGUUUACCAUAAAACUUGUCAAACAAGGUGAUAAAUUAAAAUAUUAUAAAGAAAUUAAUUUUAUUGAGUAACUUGUCACAAAGCAAUGUUAAUGGUUAUUCAUUCAUGAAGUUUAAACUAAUACUAUUGUGAAAAAUACACUAAUGACAUAAUAGACUUCUCACUCUUAUACUUACUCAAUAAACGUUGCUAAGAAAUUGUGUUAGAUGUAAGUUGAGUUCAGUAUUUUAAUAAAAACAUGUUGAAAACAAAACAGUGAAUUAAUUUAAAUAAAUCAAACAUUAAAAUA
This is a messenger RNA of Homalodisca vitripennis (glassy-winged sharpshooter), 8390 nucleotides long. RefSeq names its product GTPase-activating Rap/Ran-GAP domain-like protein 3. Gene Ontology annotation, biological process: regulation of small GTPase mediated signal transduction; activation of GTPase activity. The record is from RefSeq and is a predicted model, not a curated record. Gene Ontology annotation, molecular function: GTPase activator activity. Lineage: Eukaryota; Metazoa; Arthropoda; Insecta; Hemiptera; Cicadellidae. Gene Ontology annotation, cellular component: cytoplasm.